This is a messenger RNA of Polychytrium aggregatum, 1272 nucleotides long. Its product is annotated as Ion transport protein-domain-containing protein. Bases 26 to 1249 code for a protein of 407 amino acids. Gene Ontology annotation, biological process: transmembrane transport; monoatomic ion transport. Gene Ontology annotation, cellular component: membrane. NCBI's taxonomy places the organism in Eukaryota, Fungi, Chytridiomycota, Chytridiomycetes, Polychytriales. The transcript has 9 exons. The record is from RefSeq and is a predicted model, not a curated record. Gene Ontology annotation, molecular function: monoatomic ion channel activity.
CGACAUCAAACGCGAUCCCGUUGCAAUGAGCAUCCGAUCGGUUUCCCUCUGGACAGACAAAAAGGCUGCCGCCAAGGCAAGCGAGCUGUAUUCCGAAGUUGACAAGAGCCCGCUCGUGAACCGCCGACCGACCAGAACAGGCCGAAAAAGAAAACGGAAACAAGGCCGCUCGGCAGUCGACUUUGUGCGGAAUGUUGUCCAUUCCCCAUUUUCGCAAGGGUUCAGCUUGGGCGUCAUUAUCCUGAACAUGCUCUUCAUCGCGAUCGAGGCAGAGUUCAUCAACGUCGACAACAGCCUCGCCAUCCAGCGGGCAUCGGCUUGUGCCAAUCUGGUCUUUAUCGGCAUUUAUCUGGCCGAGUUUCUCUUGAAGAUAUACUCGGAGCCAUGGAGCUACUGGGCCAACCUCUACAACCAGUUUGACGUGCUCGUCUUGGUGCUGGCUCUGGCUCAGUGGAUAGUCGGAAUCUUCACGGACCAGCUGUCGAUCACGCUGACAGGGCUCAAGUUGGUGCAGGGUCUCCGUGCGAUUCGUGGCCUGCGAAUCGUUGGCCGCAUCCAGAGCCUUCAGGUUGUCUCCGACGCUCUGGUCAACACCCUGCGAAACAACGUUGCAGACAUCAUAGUGUUGAUGCUGAUGAUCAUGUUUAUAUUCGGAGUUAUGGGUCACUACCUCUUCAGCAGUGGCGUGCCCGGCGACUGGGGCUCCAUGGGCAGCUCUCUGCUCACGCUCUGGAUCUAUGUCUGCGCCGAUGGAUGGCUCCCGUAUCAGGAGCACCUCAGCAGCGCGGGGUAUACCGGCAGUCAAGCCUUCACCGUCAUAUUCAUCUUCAUCGGCAACUUUAUUAUUUCGAACCUCUUCAUUGCGGUCGUGUGUCAGAACAUCGACGACGCUACCGAAGCCGACCGGCUGGACCAGAUGAGAAAGCGCCGUGAGAAAAAGCUGAUGAAGCGUGACCUCUUUCUCAAGAAGCAGCGACAGGAUAUGAGCCACUUGAUUGCCCAGCAAGGUGGCCGCAAUCGCAACUUCCAGGAACUUCUGCAGGAAAUGGUUGGAACGCUGCGACACGAGGAUAUUGCCGCUGUCCAGAACCUGGGCUGCAGUUUGAUGUGGUUCGACACGUUCAUUGUGACGCUUCACUACCACGAAAACAGCAUGUACCGCAUCCAACAGACGCAUUUUGGAAUUGCAAACUGCCUUGCGGAAUACGUGGAUCGCCGUCUGCAGUCGCGCACCCAAAGCGAGAGAUAAGCUGCGCGAUCAAGUGCAAUGAC